Varroa destructor (honeybee mite) is the source of this 2328-nucleotide messenger RNA. It is a transcript of the gene Nse1, whose product is annotated as SMC5-SMC6 complex component Non-SMC element 1. Gene Ontology annotation, biological process: double-strand break repair via homologous recombination. Gene Ontology annotation, molecular function: ubiquitin-protein transferase activity. Lineage: Eukaryota; Metazoa; Arthropoda; Arachnida; Mesostigmata; Varroidae. Gene Ontology annotation, cellular component: nucleus; Smc5-Smc6 complex. The record is from RefSeq and is a predicted model, not a curated record.
AUUUCUUCUCGUGUUAAGUGUAACUACGAGUAUUUUUGUAAACGUUUGUGUGUGGUAAAUGAUCGAUGGCAUUCGAUUGCUAUACGCAUGCAAAGCACAGUAGUUAGCAGAAUGAGACGAGAAGCUCGAAUGCUUCAAGUGGCUGGAGCAGUCAGCUGACUGACGGAUAGUUGAGGCGAGCAUUGCUCGAUUGAUAGCAAGACAAGUUAAAAAUAAGAAUUGCCGCUUUUUUUUUUAGAGUUUUAAUUGGCUAUGCUUAGAUAUACACUAAUAUAUUGCGUGCAUAGCAUUAGAUGGCUUAGAAACUCAUUGCUGGCCAGGUCUGUGUCGAAGCGAUGAAGUGUGGUAACAAAUUUCUAAUUAGUAGAAGGAACUUUUUCACAUAAUGGCGUGUUGGUAUACUCGUCACGCUCGCAUGUAAUUCGAGUGCGUGUUUAUAAGACGAGGUAUUCGGUGAAAAAAGGUCCACUGAGAAAAAAGUGUGCAUUACAACGACCUGCAAUUUUUUUACUACACACGUCGAAGGAAUCUGCCUAAUAAAAUCUAUUUACCUUUACGCAACUAAUCAUGACCAGUCUGAAACAGCGACAGGUGUCACAAACGUUAACUCAGGUGUUAUUAGAUCGAAAGUUUAUGGCGACAAGUGAACUGCGCGAGUUGGUGGUCAAACUUAAUACAAAGUUCGAUUAUAAUCUUGACAUCAAACAGGAUAGAAGUCUUGAUGAAUACAUUGGAACCAUGAAUAUUUCGCUAGCACGGCUUCACUUGAAAAUAGUGCAGACUCGAGACGAAUCGACAGGCGAGCGUCUCAUUGUCCUAUGUAACACACUCGCGUCAAAUUUGUCCUUGCAUCCUGAGCUCAGUGAGCAGCAGAUGGCUUUGUUUCGCACACUUGUCGAACGGAUCGCCACUGCUUCGGACGGGCACAUCCCGCACCAUCAGGCAUUGUAUGCCGUCUGCGAGAUUCCAAACUGCAAACUCAGCGAGGCGCAAGCUGAGCAGACUAUCAACGAACUUAUCAGGCAAAAGUAUCUGGAGAGCGGUCCGAAACAACGUUUGUCGCUAAGCCCAGUUGCGCUUGUUGAACUUGGGCCAUAUAUCGUUUCACUGCUGGAAGAUAAAGUGAUCAAAUGUGCGGCAUGUUCUAGCCUGUGCCUUCAGGGUAUGCAUUGUUCUACGACAGACUGUCCCGCAAAGCUGCACCAUGCCUGCGCUAAGAAACUUGUUGCGUGCAGACUUUGUAAGAAAAAAUGGAAUAAACCAGUGCGUUAACACAAAAAUUAGCAAAAUUAUGCUCCUCUGGUAAACUGCACCAGUAGGACAACGCACGCCAUGCUAAAUAAUGCAAUUUGAUUGCGAAACAAUAUGCCUCUGAUCAGAGUCGAUUCAGGAAAGCGUACGAGUGUACACAGAGAAAAUACCCAUUGGUACAGUGAUACGGGCUCCACGGAGGCACGAUGGCAAACGGGAUGCGGGAAAUGCGCUCUGAGAACAAAAAUCGUUGCGACCAUGAAGCAGAAUGUACAACUCGAAACAGUGUUUAUUUAUGAUGUACAUUAUGUAAUUAUUUCUGUACUGGUUGGUACAUAUUCUGUAAGCAAAUAUGCUUACAAUAACUGAGGUUCAUAUUUGUUUAAAAUAAUGAUAUUACUAUGUAUGAAUAAAAGAACAGAGGUCUUUUUUGUCUUCUUUUGUGUUCACUAUAGCAGGAAAUACAACCCGUUUCCGUCUUUAUAGUUGUCUUUUGUAGAAGGAAACCUAUUAAAUGUUUAGCGUGCAGUACUUUGACUGUGGCUCAAAUGACUAAUAAACGAAAAAACAUGAAAAUCUCCUAAAUAUGUAAAAAUGAUCUUCUAACAUCCAUUGAAGUAGAUUUCACAUUAGAGUAAAGUAAGAGCUAUUGUAAAAUCAAAAAAAGAAUUCGACAGUGAUUCAAAUAAAAAAACAUUUGCCUUGCGGAUUUCGUUGUCGUAGAUUGCUUAAGUCAUGUAACUGUAUAUUAACAGUCGCCCGAGAAGCGCGACCGGAUUACCUGCUGGCUGUAUUUAAACCAUUUAUACAUUUGUGUCCGAAUAUGGCCAACUAUCGUGCAUAAACAUCGUUCCUAGCUGUGGUAUUAGAAUAAUGAAGAUGCAUUCAGUAGUCCAAUACAUGAAAAUCUAGUUUGUUAUCAUUUUGAGAAUGCGGAAAUAGUUUGCGAAGCACAGGGCCUCAGUAGAUUUUUAUCAUUUUAACGUGUAGUGGAGUUGUACAAAGUAAGCAAUAAGCAAGAAGGGAAGUUGGAUAAUUUGAUUUGUAAAAAAACGGUUGCAUCCGGCGGAGGUUACU